AAUCUUACCGAAAACCCCUGGUUUGUCAAUGAUAAACGUGCUGGGCAUAUGAUAUCAGAACGAAAUCUCACAUUCGUAGUAGUUCAUAAUGCUAGUCAUAUGGUACCUUAUGACCACCCAGGUGCUAGUAUGGCCAUGAUGUAUUGGUUUAUUGGGCUAGAUAAACAUAUUACGACAAAAUUUUCAUUCAAAUUUGGAUCUGAGUUAGAUAACGUUGCUACAACUCCGAGCGCAAAUGGCACAAUUUAUAAUGAUUGGGAUAAUGAUGUAUUGAAUCGAUAUUACAAUGCGGGGACUGCUACACUUAUCGUCGUUAUCUGUGGUGUUAUUGCUUUGGCUGUCUUUGUAUUUCGUGGAAGGUUUAGACGUAGGAAAAGUGUUAGUCAAACAAUGAAAGCCUCUGUAGAGAGUUCAGACAGUGAAAUGGCGGAACUUGUUAUCGAAACUCCACUAAAUUCGGAGGAUAUUGAUCAUUUUGGAGAUAGUGAUGAAGAGGAAAAUCAUAAUAAUGAUCAUGAUAGGUUACCUCUCACUUCUAGAACGCACAAAGAUCAAUAA
Molecule: messenger RNA, 558 nt
Organism: Dentiscutata heterogama
Lineage: Eukaryota; Fungi; Glomeromycota; Glomeromycetes; Diversisporales; Gigasporaceae
Source: the annotation of a GenBank genome assembly